AUCGUAUCACUGUCAACUCUAACAUAGACUUUUGUACGGUUUUCUAUUGAUCUCGGAAACUGUAGUUUGUCACAAGCGUUUGUUCAUUGUAUAAAAUUUACUACGCCGAAAGCAGCAAAAUAGAAAUAUUACCAGUAUUAAGAGCACAGCCAACAUCAAAAGACAACAAUGAGCAUGGACGCUAGUAACUCGGUGGAGAGCCGCGAGAAGGAGCGCGACCGUCGUGGACGCGGAGCACGUGGCUCCCGUUUCACGGACGCUGAUGGCAAUGGAAACGGCGCUGGUAGUCAGGGAGGUGGCGUCGCUGCUCGCGACCGUAGCCGGGAACGUCGCAAUUGCCGGGUCUACAUUUCGAACAUUCCAUACGACUACCGUUGGCAGGAUCUGAAGGAUCUGUUCCGCCGCAUCGUCGGCUCCAUUGAGUACGUCCAGCUGUUCUUCGAUGAGAGCGGCAAGGCUCGCGGCUGUGGCAUCGUAGAGUUCAAGGAUCCGGAGAACGUACAGAAGGCCUUGGAGAAAAUGAACCGCUAUGAGGUGAAUGGCCGCGAACUGGUGGUCAAGGAGGAUCACGGCGAGCAGCGCGAUCAAUACGGACGCAUUGUGCGAGAUGGUGGUGGUGGUGGAGGCGGCGGUGGCGGCGUACAAGGAGGCAAUGGUGGCAACAAUGGAGGAGGUGGCGGCGGUGGCCGUGACCACAUGGAUGACCGCGAUCGGGGUUUCUCCCGGCGAGACGACGACAGACUAUCUGGGCGUAAUAAUUUUAACAUGAUGUCAAAUGAUUAUAAUAAUUCGUCGAAUUACAAUUUGUAUGGGCUUUCUGCUUCGUUUUUGGAGAGUCUUGGCAUAAGUGGACCUUUGCAUAAUAAGGUUUUUGUUGCUAAUCUGGACUACAAGGUCGACAACAAGAAGCUCAAGCAGGUCUUCAAGCUGGCCGGCAAGGUGCAGAGCGUAGACCUUUCACUGGACAAGGAGGGCAACAGCCGCGGUUUUGCUGUGAUCGAGUACGACCAUCCGGUGGAGGCUGUUCAGGCCAUUUCCAUGCUGGAUCGUCAGAUGCUAUUCGACCGUCGUAUGACCGUGCGCCUGGACCGAAUUCCGGAUAAGAAUGAAGGCAUAAAGCUGCCCGAGGGCUUGGGAGGUGUGGGCAUCGGCCUGGGACCCAACGGCGAGCCACUCAGGGACGUGGCUCACAACCUUCCCAAUGGUGGUCAGAGCCAGGGCCAGUUGCUUGGCAACGCUCAGCAGGGAUCUCAGCUGGGAUCGGUGGGUAGCCAACCAAACAGCAGCGCUGUUAGCAACGCCACGACAAACCUGCUUAACAACCUGACCGGCGUUAUGUUUGGCAAUCAUGCGGCAGUGCAGCCAUCGCCUGUAGCUCCGGUGCAAAAGCCUAGCCUAGGAAACAAUACCGGUUCCGGCGGAUUGAACCUAAACAAUCUGAAUCCCAGCAUUUUGGCUGCCGUGGUCGGCAAUCUUGGUAACCAGGGAGGGAAUUUAAGCAAUCCCUUGCUGUCCUCUUCGCUGAGCAACCUGGGUCUCAAUCUGGGCAACUCCGGCAAUGAUGACAACCUGCCGCCAAGCAAUGUGGGUCUUUCAAACAACUACAGCAGCGGCGGCACCGGUGGUGGCAAUAGCUAUAGCUCUGGAAACAACUACAGCGGCGGUGGCGGCUCCAGCAAUUUGGGAUACAAUGCUUACAGCAGCUCUGGUGGAAUGGGCGGCGGCAACGGAGGAGUUGGUGUUGAUGGCAACGAUUACAACACUGGCAAUCCAUUGGAUGUCUAUGGCGGCGGCAGCAACGUGGGCAAUUCCAACGUUGGCUCGGCCAAUGCUGUCGGUGCUUCUCGAAAGUCGGACACGAUCAUUAUCAAGAACGUUCCAAUAACCUGCACUUGGCAAACACUGCGCGACAAGUUCCGAGAGAUCGGGGACGUUAAGUUUGCGGAAAUCCGUGGCAAUGAUGUGGGCGUUGUGCGUUUCUUUAAGGAGCGCGAUGCCGAGCUAGCCAUUGCGCUUAUGGAUGGCUCCCGUCUGGAUGGGCGCAACAUUAAAGUAACAUACUUUUAAGUCAGGCAAUUCAGUUCAAAAGUUAUUCUACGUUUCUUGUCGCCAAUUCACACUUCAAACAGCGCGAUGACCAAUGAAAUGAGCUGAUAUUCCUUAUUUGACUCGCAAUACGGAAUUAAUUUUGCACCCACUUAUUUGAAUAACUUUUAUAUAUUUUAACGCAUAAUAUUAUACCAACUAAUAUGAAUUUUGACGUUCCAAAAAAAAAAAAAUGCCCCAAUAAAACCGAAGACGCGACUCAAAUUAUUUUUAAGUCUUUGAAUUAAACGAAAUAAAGUAAUGUAAACCCUG
This is a messenger RNA of Drosophila melanogaster (fruit fly), 2358 nucleotides long. RefSeq names its product rumpelstiltskin (gene rump). The transcript has 5 exons. Bases 169 to 2067 code for a protein of 632 amino acids. Gene Ontology annotation, molecular function: nucleic acid binding; RNA binding. The record is from RefSeq and is marked reviewed. NCBI's taxonomy places the organism in Eukaryota, Metazoa, Arthropoda, Insecta, Diptera, Drosophilidae.